Messenger RNA from Oryza brachyantha (malo sina), 802 nucleotides. RefSeq lists its product as uncharacterized. The record is from RefSeq and is a predicted model, not a curated record. The coding region runs from base 101 to 526 and encodes 141 amino acids. The transcript has a single exon. Lineage: Eukaryota; Viridiplantae; Streptophyta; Magnoliopsida; Poales; Poaceae.
ACGCAGAAGCGGCAGCGCAGGGGAGAAAGCCAAGCCAAGCCAAGCUAGCCAUCAAGGUCUCGGAGGCGAAGCGAGAGAGGAGGAGGAGAGGCGGCGAGCGAUGGGCGUGAGCAUCGCGCAGGCGGUGGCGGCGCUGAUGGGGACGUGCGCGAGGCGGCUCUCGCGGGCGGCGAGGCGGCUGCACCUGCGGCCGCGGGCGGGGACGAUUGCGGCGUCCUUCUCGUCGCGCGCCAUCGUGCCGUUCCUCGGCGGCGGCGGAGGCGGCGGCAAGAAGGCGAUCUCGUCGUCGUCGAAGUCGAAGAGGAGGAAGGGGAGAGGGGAGCUGAGCUUCCGCGCGGAGGACGGGGUGUGGAGGAAGGAGAUACUGAUGGGGGAGCGGUGCCAGCCGCUGGACUUCUCCGGGGUGAUCUACUACGACGCCGAGGGACGGCGCCUCGCGCAGCCGCCGCCGCCGCGCUCGCCGCUGCGCAGCCCGCUGCCGUCGUCCGCCAAGCUCGCAGCCAACGCCGGCGGCGGUGGCUACUAGCUAGCCGGAGACACACACGUCACACCCGCCCUUGCAGGCUUGCAGCUGCAGCGCAUCGAUCUCUGAACUUUUGGAGCUCGCCGCCUUCCUCUUGCUUUCUUGCUGCUUUAAUUUUACUCUCUUCGACGUAGCAAUAGGUCUCUGCUUCUGAUCUUGCUUUUAUCCUUCCUUUGGUGUGUAGUGACUAGUGAUCACUGAUAAGUGCCAUGUAAAAGAGUUCUAUGAAAGCUUCAGCUUGAUGUUCUUCAGAAAAUGGAGCUUGUUUUGCAGACAUCA